UUAUUUUUCGCCGAAACCCCAUUCCCAAAGAAGCCCGAUGCCCAUUACGACGCUCAAGCUCCUGCACAAGGAGGCGCAGGACAUGCGCCGGGUCAAGGUCGCCGACCUGCGCGAUAUGGUCGGCCGCGCGUCCUCGACGGAGCUCUUCACCUUCGGCGAGCUCCAGAAGUAUGCGCUCGACAUUGCCUUCCCGGCGCUGCAGCACGCCGAAGUCUUCUUCUACUACCUCGACGACGAAGGCGAGCAAGUGCGCAUCACGAACGACGCCGAGCUCAAGGAAGGCAUUCGCCUCAUGGAGACGGAAGGCGACAUCUUCAAGAUGGUCGUCUCGGGCAAACGCCAAGUUGUCGACCAAGAUGCGACUGUCUCGUUCGACUCGGAGUGCUCGCUGGCCCUUUUUGUCGACUUGAGCCGCCUCCUUGACAAAUGGGAGUGCUCGAACGACCAAGCGCCCAUGAAGAAGGACAUGACGACGCUUCUGCAUGUGCCAGGUGUGCAAGGCGCCAUGAUUGACAUGAUGGCGGAUGCCAAGUACACGUCGUACUUUGAGAACGUGUCGACAGUCAUCAAGGAAGGGGGAUCGGUGGUCGAAGGCGUUGCGUCGAUGUUCGCCGGCGGUCAGCUUCAAGACAUGGCCACGGCCCUCAUGGAGAAGUGCCCGGACAUCAAGGACCUCCUCGAGAGUAUCAUGCAUGCGAUCCAGGUGCAGGUGCACGCGCACCAGCAAGCCAAGCACGCAUCGAGCGUCUCACAGACGCUGCCGCCCCUCCCUGAAGAUCCAUCGCUCGUCCACCAGCUCUUGGAGUUUGUCACGGGCAAGUUCUUUACCGAUUUGUGGUCGCUCUCGAGCGACCAAGCCGGCGAAGUCAUGUUCAACUGCGGCGUCAGCAGCGAGCAGAUCCAAGCGCUCUCGCGCGAGAGUCGCAUUCGCUGGAUUGCCGAGACCAUUAUCCACAUCCAGGCGAUGAACCAAGCGCGAAAGGAGCAGAAGGAACUCGCUGAGAAGGCGGCACAGGAAGCGGCGCUUUCGAGCACCAACCACGGCAUCAUGGACGCGGACGACGUCGACUCGAAGCCGUCGGUGGCCUUUAUGGGCGACGUGAGCUUCCCGGAUGGCUCGACUGUCCGCGCCGGCGACUCGUUUGUUAAGACGUGGCGUCUCAAGAACGACGGCAAGACGCGCUGGCCGGCCAAGACGGAGCUCGUGUGCGUUGGUGGGGACCACUUGGAAACCGAGUCGAGUCUGAUCUCAAUUCCGAUCCUGCCGCCCGGCAAGAUGAUUGAUGUCUCGGUCGACAUGCAGGCGCCGUCCAAGCCCGCGCGCUACACGGGGUACUGGCGCCUCUCGACGACCGACGGCAAGCGCUUUGGCCAGCGGUUCUGGGUUGACAUUUUGGUCGUUGGCAACAAGACGACUACGCACGAGCUCAAGCCCCCGGCCUCGAACGAAGUCGUGCUCCCGGCAGCCGCACCGCAGGUUGUUCUCCCGGCAGCCGCACCGCAGGUUGUCGGGGCGGCGGCUCCCCAAAACUUCUUUCCGACGGCGGUGCCCAAGACCUUCUAUGCGGGUGCGGCGCCCCAGGUGGCUGUCGCAGCCCCCGAAGUCGUGUCGCAGGCGCCGCCGGCGCCCGUGGUUGUCUCGGCGCCGGUCGUCGUGCAGGCAGCGCCGUAUGCCUCGGAGCUCGAGGCGCUCGAGAGCAUGGGUUUUUCGGACCGCGCGACCAACUCGCGCCUCCUGGCGCAGUACAACGGGGACGUGUCGAUGGCGCUCAACCACUUGCUCAACUAGGUUUUAUAACGUGCAUGUAUCGCCGUCUUUGCUAAUUAAAAUGCCAAAAAUUGACGCCCUGGACGAGCCCGAGCGACUGGAUGUUGGCUUCGAGCUCGCCGUCCGUGCGCCCCAUUGACACGCAGCAGAUGAUCGGCGG
This is a messenger RNA of Saprolegnia diclina VS20, 1928 nucleotides long. RefSeq lists its product as hypothetical. Gene Ontology annotation, molecular function: protein binding. The record is from RefSeq and is a predicted model, not a curated record. Lineage: Eukaryota; Oomycota; Saprolegniomycetes; Saprolegniales; Saprolegniaceae. The transcript has 4 exons. Bases 38 to 1789 code for a protein of 583 amino acids.